Molecule: messenger RNA, 240 nt
Organism: Penicillium vulpinum
Lineage: Eukaryota; Fungi; Ascomycota; Eurotiomycetes; Eurotiales; Aspergillaceae
Exons: 4
Coding region: 1-240 (79 amino acids)
Source: RefSeq, a predicted model, not a curated record
AUGUGUGACGUCCCUUUCAUUCCGAUCUUCCCUAUCUGUUUCCAAUGCGGCACUGAUCAGAAUCCGUGUCGCUGUAAGGUGGUUGGGCCGACACUUGGGUUUUUCACUACUAUUGUGGCAGCGAUCUUCUGCUACCCUCUAUCGAUCUUCUGUGGUUGCGGCUGCACUCAAACUGGAAAGGACAUGCUGGGAUUCCCUGUCAAGCUAAACCAAAAGAUCAGUAAUGCCAUUCCAUUCUGA